UUCAGGCUCCAAGGGUCAGCUUCCUCACAUUGCGGUUGCGCCCAUCUCUCGUGCGCAGCAGCAGCGAGGGAAGCCAUGGUCAGGAAGCUCGCGCUGGCCUCCCUCUUCUUCUUCAACGCCAGCAGCGAGGGAAGCCAGCGCCUUUCCUCCACGUCGUCCACGUCCGCCGCCUCCUUCAGCUCGGCGGUGUCGUGGCAGUGGCCGUCUUGCACGCAGGCGAGGACGCGCUCCUUCCGCGGCGACACCAGCCCGGAGAUCGUGUCCAUGCGCCACGACACCAGCAGCAGCAAGCGAGAGGAGCAGGAGGAGGGGCCGUACAAUUACAACAACAACUACAAGACGAGCAUGAACCCGGCCUACGUCCACGACGACUACUCGGCCGCCGACGCUGAUUGCUACUCAGCCGCGACCCAGAGCCUUACCCUUUCCAACGAGGACGAGGCGAUCAUCCACGGCCUCCGCUCCUCCACUACCCGGCGGAUCCUGUUCGAGCCCGAGUCCACGAGCUCCAUCAUGAAGAAGACGAAAAAGAAGGCGGCGGCGUUCGACGGUGCCACGGCGCUGUCCAUCGAGUCCGCUGACCCGUACGGCGACUUCCGGCGGUCCAUGGAGGAGAUGGUUCUGAGCCACGGCGCCGACGACUGGGUCUGGCUGGAGAAGAUGCUCGGGUGGUACCUGAGGGCCAACGGCGAGAAGACGCACGGCCUCAUCGUCGGCGCCUUCGUGGACCUGCUCGUGGCGCUCGCCUCCUCCUCUGGUCCCAGUCCCGCCGUCUGCUCCUCCAGCUUCAAGUUGAAGCAGAGCCGCCGUCAUCUUCAGCUGUCUGUCAGGACGGGCGAACACCACUGAACGCAGACAGAGCAGGCGAAUGCAUGUGUGCGACUGAUUUCAUUUUGUGUGUAAACUUCAAAAGAGGUGUAGGUUGCACUCGUGGCCAUCCCUGUC
Molecule: messenger RNA, 945 nt
Organism: Zea mays
Lineage: Eukaryota; Viridiplantae; Streptophyta; Magnoliopsida; Poales; Poaceae
Exons: 1
Coding region: 76-849 (257 amino acids)
Biological process (GO): negative regulation of DNA-templated transcription
Source: RefSeq, marked provisional